Molecule: messenger RNA, 1115 nt
Organism: Amphimedon queenslandica
Lineage: Eukaryota; Metazoa; Porifera; Demospongiae; Haplosclerida; Niphatidae
Product: serine/threonine-protein phosphatase 4 regulatory subunit 1-like
Exons: 8
Coding region: 2-1072 (356 amino acids)
Biological process (GO): protein dephosphorylation
Cellular component (GO): cytoplasm
Molecular function (GO): protein phosphatase regulator activity
Source: RefSeq, a predicted model, not a curated record
GAUGUACCUAGGUAUGGUGGACCUGAACAAGACCCAGAGUGUUGAUGUGGACCUCCCCCUCUACUGUGCCUUCUCAUUCCCUGCAGUACUACAAACCCUGGGACCCAACCACUGGUCACUACUUAAACCAACCUUUGAUAUACUCUCCACUGACAUGCAGUGGAAGAUCAGGCGGGUCCUAGCUCACAGUAUCCAUGAGAUAGCUCAGAUGUUAGGGUCCAAUAGAACAGUCUCUGAUCUGUUGUCUGUAGUGAAUGAGUAUGCUACAAAGGACCUUGAUGAUGUGAAGACUGGAGUACUGGCUCAUCUAUCGGAGUUCUUUGAGAUGCUACCCUCUGAUGUUAGAAAGGAGAACUUCCCCUCUAUAUUAAAUGGGAUCCUGGACACUGAGAAUGAGAAGAACUGGAGAUACAGGGACUCACUGGCCGAACAGUUGAUGUUAUUAAGUGAAUUAUUUGAUUGUUCAUUUGUUGAGCAGUUCAUAGUGCCAGUGGCUAUUAGACUGGGACAUGAUAAAGUAGCUCAGAUAAGAGACUCCGCCUCCAGACUGAUUGGUUCAUUAUUACACAAGUUCAGUCAGUCCAGUCCAACCACAUGUUCAUUGAUAUUGACUCAAUUAAGAACAUCAUUUGCUACCAGUGAGAGAUGGCUACUCAGAUUAAUGUAUGUGAAACAGUGUGAGCUGUUCUUUCAUAAAAGACUGAUAUCCUAUUCCUUAUUUGGCAGUGAGUGCCUCCCCUCAUUACUGACACUAUCAAAUGAUGUGGUACCUAAUGUCAGACUAGCUGUGGCUAGGACCCUCUACUCUACACUAGACAAUACACAAUUUAUCUCUGCCAAUCAAUCCUUUUCUCAAGACAUCAGUUCAAUCAUAUCAAAACUAAAAGAAGAUAGAGACAGAGAUGUUCGCUACUACUCCGGAAAUUAUGAAGACAUCAACAACAACACAAGGACCUCUCUCUCUCCCUCUACCCCUUCAGCUCAGCAGCUGCAACAAUUUGAAAAUACUCAAGAAGAUACUGAAUAUAAACUGGAUAUAGCAAAUGCUGGUAGCAUAUUGCAAUUAACUUAAUCUAUUUAUUUACUAUUUUAUUGCUCUUAUUGGUAUUGAUAUU